Thecamonas trahens ATCC 50062 is the source of this 234-nucleotide messenger RNA. RefSeq lists its product as uncharacterized. NCBI's taxonomy places the organism in Eukaryota, Apusomonadida, Apusomonadidae. The transcript has 2 exons. The record is from RefSeq and is a predicted model, not a curated record. The coding region runs from base 1 to 234 and encodes 77 amino acids.
AUGGGCGAGAGCAGCGAGGUGGCGGCGUGCCUGGGGCAGCUCGAGAAGGUUCUCGAGUACCUGGCCGAGCCGGCCGACGCAGAAGCCGGCGCAAAGGUCAUGGCCUUUCUCGCUGCGCAUGGGCAGGCGGGCAAGACCGAGCGCAAGGUCAAGGUCGAAGGCGGCGGAGCAAGCCGAGGCGGAGGCAGCAGCGAGGCGCCGUCGGCCAAGCGGGCCAAGCCGCUGGACGGGUGA